Molecule: messenger RNA, 1761 nt
Organism: Endocarpon pusillum Z07020
Lineage: Eukaryota; Fungi; Ascomycota; Eurotiomycetes; Verrucariales; Verrucariaceae
Exons: 6
Coding region: 1-1761 (586 amino acids)
Molecular function (GO): iron ion binding; oxidoreductase activity, acting on paired donors, with incorporation or reduction of molecular oxygen; monooxygenase activity
Source: RefSeq, a predicted model, not a curated record
AUGACGGGCUUCCAGAACCAGGUACUCAGCGCCGCAACAGCAGGCUUCCUUGCUCACUGGUGCUAUUUUGUCCACGGCGAACAUGAUUUGCAAGCAGCGCACAUCGCGCAGACACACAUUGUUCUUUGCAUUCUCGUCGCCGGUGCAAAGGGUUACGUUGAGGGUCUCACCUUCAGCAAUGCCUGCCGUGAAACCAUGACGCUGGCCGCGAUCUACGUUGGGAUCAUGAUGACGAGCAUUGCCGUAUAUCGAUUGUUCUUCUCGCCGCUCAGGAGGUUUCCUGGGUCCUUCUCUUGGAAGCUAUCUAAGCUGUCUCACGUGUGGAGCAUGACGAAGCCUGACAACUUCAAGGUCUUGGAGAGAGAGCGUCAAAAGUAUGGAGAUAUCGUAAGGACUGGUCCCAAUGAGAUCACCCUCUUCACGGUGGAAGCCUUCCACCAGGUCUACAACUCUCAGUCGAACUGCACCAAGUCCCCAUAUUAUGAUCUGCUACAGCCUAUGGAGUCACUUGACACAACCAGAGAUCCUGCUAUGCACACUAGAAGGCGCAAAAUCUGGGACCAGUUUUUCAGCGUCAGAUGCAAGCCGACCCCAGCCCUUUCCUUAGAAAAGCAGGAAGGUCUGGUCUACUCCUACGGAGACAAGCUCGUGGCGGCCAUUGAGAAGCGCGUGAACGAGCCUCUUGACGUUUCAGACUGGUUUGAAUAUUAUACCUUCGACUUGAUGGGCCAGUUUGGUAUGGGCUUUGACUUCGGGCUUCUAGAAGGCCAACCGAAUGACAUCCACCACUUAUACCACAUCGCUCAUCGGAAUCUUGGACCCAUCGGUGCUGCUCCGUGGAUGAAGCACCUUAUGAUGUCGAUACCUUAUAUCGAACGACUCCGGAGUUAUAGGUUGUUCUUACAGUGGACAACAAAUCUACUGCAGAACAAGAUUGAGUCAAAAUCCGAAAUCAAAGAUGUUCUCGGCUAUGUCGUCGAAGAUGCACGACGAAACGGCGGCUUCCAAGCCGAGUGGCGGUUCAUGAUGGGAGAUCUCGCACUACUCAUUGCAGCAGGAAGUGACCCAAUGCGUCUAGCCCUUACAAACAUCUUCUACUACCUGGUCGUCUAUCCAGAGCACCUACGCCAGGUUCGCAACGAGCUCGCCCAAAUCGACUGGCGCGACUACAAGGCCCUAGCCCGUCUCGACCACUUGUCAGCCGUCAUCUACGAGACGCUUCGACUGAACCCACCCGUACCAGCGGCCGGGCUCCGCAUCACCCCACCGGAAGGCCUCACCCUCAGCACCGCUCACAUUCCCGGGGGAACGACAGUGUUGGUGCCGCAGUACAGUCUAUUCCGAGGUAAGUACGCGCUAGCACCACCGAAUCGCUUGUCGGCCAGUCUUUUCCAACCCCCUAACCUUUGCACGGCGUCAUUGAAUGAAGAGCUGACGCGCUUGUCUGUCUCAGACCCGCGCAACUUCGCACAGCCGAACGACUUCCUUCCCGAGCGUUUCACCACCCGGCCGGAGCUCAUCCUCGACGAGGAUGCGUACAUGCCGUGGAGUGCUGGGAAGGGCCAGUGCAUCGGCAAAAAGCUCUCGUUGCUGGAGAUCCGAGUCGCGGUCGCCGCGGUCGUGACGAGGUUCGAUGUUGGCUUCGCACCGGGUGAAGAUGGUACGCGCAUGUUUGCGGAGACGGUUGAUUACUUUACCAGUACGCCGGGACCGCUGCGGCUGGUGUUUAAGGAGCGCGAAGCGAAGCGGGAGGCUAUGUAG